Molecule: messenger RNA, 1134 nt
Organism: Penicillium chermesinum
Lineage: Eukaryota; Fungi; Ascomycota; Eurotiomycetes; Eurotiales; Aspergillaceae
Product: adaptor protein NBP2
Exons: 2
Coding region: 1-1134 (377 amino acids)
Molecular function (GO): protein binding
Source: RefSeq, a predicted model, not a curated record
AUGACCUCGCCGACGGCGUCGCCCGACAUGCCGGACACAGACAACCUGGCGGUUCUGCCGCCCAUUAAUACGGACUCCUCUGUCAAGUCUCCUCCAGGUGCAAAGAAUCGCUUGUCUACAUACUCCAAUGUGUCUUUUGCAUCGCAGAGCCGCUCGCGCCCGGGUUCCCACGUAUUUCCUAUCUUCCACUCCAGCCUGCCGUAUGCGCUCGUCCGUGACUUUGCUUACCCACCUAUCCACCCUUUACAUUACGGCCCACCCCCGCAGCCCUCCGGCGAUACCACACCCGCAAGUGAAUACCGCCGCUUGUCGGAUCCUCCGCCAUCAUGGGAUACAUCACGGGGCCCAUGGGUGGCGGGGCCGUGGAACACGGAAUCAACCCCUCCUCAAGGCCACCAGCAACUGCCAGCGAUGUCCUUCGGCGACGGUCCCCAUACAUGGCUCAACUGCAAACGGCAUAACGAGUGCCCCCCGGAGGGCCACUCGGACCGGGGCACUUUGGUUAGCAUAAAUGCCGAUGGCAGCGAGACAUACUAUGUCAAUGGUAGCGAUGGAUCAGAGAAUGGGCCCGGCGGAGAAUAUGUCACAUAUCCUGCUCAUGAAGGCCGGUAUUCGCACUAUGUCGCACAGCAAGGAUAUGCACCUGAUGUCGGCCUCCAAUCACCAGACGGGCUUUCUGGUGAAGAUCGAUAUGCGAACGACUACCAAUUCGCGGUCGGAUGCCCGGACGAAGAGAUGCAUGGGAAAGCCGUUGCGCUCUUCGAUUUCACGCGCGAGCACGAGAACGAACUCCCCCUCACAGAGGGACAAGUGAUCUAUGUCUCAUAUCGACACGGCGAGGGAUGGCUAGUUGCGGAAGAUCCCAAAACAGGCGAAAAUGGUCUUGUUCCAGAGCAAUUUGUACGGCUUCUCCGUGAUAUCGAAGGCGGCUUGACAUCGUUGAAUGGGGAGGAGCUUCACGCAGACUCGACGGAUACCAGUACAUCCAUGGAUAUGACCGACGAUGAUCGCAUCCCGACCCCUACUCAAAGCGGUCCAAUUGGCACAAGCGGUGCGGCCCAGGAGGACAAAACAGAAGAAUCUGCCAAAGUUGAUGACGCCAACGUCGUCGCUGGCACGACAGACAAACCCUGA